Symbiodinium sp. CCMP2456 is the source of this 1097-nucleotide messenger RNA. Lineage: Eukaryota; Dinophyceae; Suessiales; Symbiodiniaceae. The record is from the annotation of a GenBank genome assembly.
AUGGAGUUCCCCGCAGAAGAUCGCGAUCACCAAGAGGGCUACUUGCUAAAGGACCAGUCCAAGGAACUCCACUACCACAAGGAGACGGAUGCCGUGAAGCAGGGGAUAGACAAUGCCAGACUCAAGGAGUGGGGAAACUGGCAGGGCUUCGAGGCUGUCGACAUUAUCCUCCCGGAGGACGUACCGGCCUACCUCAAGGAGCACAAGGACGCGGAGAUCACCCCAACGAGAUGGGUUGACAACAACAAGGCGCAACCUUGGGAAGACCCCCGGUACAAGUCGAGAAUAGUUGUCAGAGGAGACCUCGAGACUGGAGCAGAAGGUGCCCGCACUGACAGCCCUACAGCGUCUUCUAUGAUGUUCAACCUCCUCUUGAGCAUCACGGCCAACAAGCGAUGGCGACUACGAGGAGGCGACAUAACGGCCUCCUUCUUGCAAGGAGAUGUCAUCACCAGGACCUUGAUUCUACGACCACCGCCUGGAGGACUUCCCGGAGUACCCGAAGGAGCACUUCUACGGGCUAGGAAGCCCGUAUACGGAACCAAAGACGCUCCGAGAGGCUUUUGGAAACGUCUACACCGAGUUGCUCUGUCAAAGGGGCUACGCGCCAUACCGGGAGAGCACGCCGCCUACGUACUGCAGGACAAGCACCACGGACUCCAAGGGAUCGUCAUCGCUCAUGUGGAUGACUUGCUAUGGAGUGGCUCUGAGGCCAUGGACAAGGUCAUGGACGAGAUCAUCAAGGAGUUCAAGUUCGGCGCCUUGGAAUUCGGCGACAAGUUCGAUUACUGCGGACGGACCGUGGAGCAGGGCAAGGACGGCAUCACCAUCACGGUCCCCAACAAUGCGGCGAAACUAAGACCGAUACACCUCGGAGCCGAACGCCGACGACAAAAGGACCACUAUGUGACGGAGCAAGAACGCGCCCAACUCAGGAGCAUCGUGGGCAGCCUGAACUGGUUAGUGCGUGUAUGCCGGGUGGACAUCGCCUACGAAGUCCACCGCUUGCAGGCAGUGAUGCAAAAGGCGAUGGUGGAGGACCUCAUCAUGUGCAACCAGAUCCUGAACUAUGUGAAGAAGACGCCCAACAAGGGGAU